CCAUCAGCAACGUGCUACAGCAGCACCAUUGCGCUUGCCAUAAAGCGGGCGCGCCUUCCUCCAUGUAAUUUCUUCCACGCGUCUUCCUUUGAUCCUGCCCGUGUCCCCACGUAGUAAACAUCACUCCCAAAACGCUUUACCACUAUGAACUCCACAGCACAAAAGCCGAUCCUCAUAGCUGGCGCCGGUAUUGCAUCACUGCUACUCGCGCGCUCGCUGCACCGCCAAAAUAUACCCUUCAUUGUCUAUGAGCGCGAUGCAUCGCUCGUAUUUCGCGCUCAAGGUUACCGCCUGCGUCUCUCGGCGGUCGGCCUCGAUGCCAUAGAAUCAGUACUCGGGCCUGAGGGUUUCGAAAGAUUUUAUGAUGCCUGCGGCAAGACUGGUGGAGCAGGAUUCGCAGCCAUCGAUCCUUUGACUGGAGAGACGUUAGGCACUGAUGCGCCGAUAGUAAGCAAGGAGCCGUUGACCAGCCGAGGAGGCAAGGUUGUGGGAAUAAGUCGAGGCGACAUGCGCAAGAUCUUCAUGGAGGGGUUGGAGGAUAAUGUGCGGUGGAGUCACCACGUGACAGGGUACGAGAAGACGGAGAACGGUGUGCGGUUGGUUUUUAGAGACAGCAGUAAGAGCGAGGAGGGCAGUAUGCUGAUUGGAGGUGAGGGCGUUAAGAGUGCAGUUGCCGGGCAACUAUCCAACGGUGCCAUCAAGGUGUACGAUCUUGGGUCAAGGGGUAUUCAUGGACAGGCACCCACUACCGCGUUCAAGGGUUUGGGCGAGGGUGUCUUCCGUCUGGUAGAUGAUACCACUCAGCCCAACGGCGGCAAGGUGUUCAUCAUCACGAACGUAAGAGCGAAUGAUAUGGAUAACCCGGAUAUCAACUUCGGGUGGACGAUGGGAGGCAGCCCGGGCGUCAUCAAAGCACCCAAUGACAAUUACACCAUCAUCGGCAAGCCUGCAGCUGACAUCGCCAAGGCGCUGACCUCGCAUUGGCACGAACGGGUAAAACCGCUGUUUGACAACAUGGUUGAGGACGAAGCAGCGUUCUGGAAGAUAACAUGUUCGAGUCCAGAAGGUGUGCCACACUGGAAAAACGAGCCUCGCAUCACGGUCAUUGGAGACGCUGUCCAUGCCAUGACGCCCGCAGGAGGCAAUGGUGCAAACACCGCUGUGCGAGACUCAGAUCUGCUGGGCAGGCUGAUUGGUGAGGCCUGGGCGCAGGGCAAAGGUGACACCUGGGAGGGAGUGACGGCUGCAUAUGAAAAAGAGAUGCGUGAGUAUGGGGGCGCUGCGGUCAAAGAGAGUUUCGGGCAGGCGACAGGGCAAUUUGGGGUUAAGCUCGACCUUGCAACAGCAUCCACCGUCAACGAAUACGUGGCUCCGAACUAGACACAACUAUGCGAUAAUUCCAAGGCUAACCCCUUGCCUCAUUUGUAGGGUUUCUGAUGGUUAUACGACAGGCAGCCCCACCUCUUGGCAGUUUUGACUCGAGGGACUGGUGAACUUGCAAGCCACCAGAUCAGCCUGCCCCCCUAAGGCUGGUACUGCUGGGUUUGCACCACACGAAUACCUACACAAAUAUCAAGAAACAAAUAUUUUCACACUUGCA
Messenger RNA from Macroventuria anomochaeta, 1600 nucleotides. Its product is annotated as FAD/NAD(P)-binding domain-containing protein. NCBI's taxonomy places the organism in Eukaryota, Fungi, Ascomycota, Dothideomycetes, Pleosporales, Didymellaceae. The record is from RefSeq and is a predicted model, not a curated record. Bases 145 to 1380 code for a protein of 411 amino acids. Gene Ontology annotation, molecular function: FAD binding. The transcript has a single exon.